AUGCAUCUACCACUUUCGAUUUUCUUCUUCCUGCCUUUGGCAAUUUCCGCUGCCCCGGACAGGGAAUUCUGCAUCACCAAUUCAGUUGUCAUCGGCAAGCUGAGGCUAGAUGUUGGUGCAGCUCUGUUUGCGCACCCUAUCUCUUACUCCCAGAGGAGACCAGGUGCGCCCCGUAAUAACAUCUCGCAACUUGAUUUCGGCUCAUCAUUUUAUUUUAGGACCGCUAUUGUGACCGAAAAGUUCACAAACGUCGACCACGUCACAAAGACGGAGGUUAAGGUAGUGACGAGCACCAUUACAUUGACCGCUUCGACCUCUACACUUACCUGCCUCGGUAGCGCUUACACUGCUAAGCCGCCGACUGCUGCCGUGGACAAACGCAAUGACAUCCUGAGGCCCUCGGACAUCCCAGAGAGCUGGGGCGCGGCUCAAAUCUCUCAGGCAUGUGGUUGCUUGUCGUUUAGUUCUCGUCCCAGUGUGAAAAUCACGAAGACAGCCGUCGUUACCGUACGAAACACUCGAACAGCGAUAGUAUCCACCGUAUCCACCAAGGCAGUCACAGCCUACGUCGUGGCUACGGAAAUCGCCUCCAAUGGAAUCAGCUAUCGCAAGUACACUAGCUCUUUCAACGCAUAUCUGGCAAAUAGCGGGUUCACCACAACCUUCUUCAAGAAAAAAAACCCAGAAUUUCGUGGAGUAUUGCAGUCUCUAAUCUUUUCCACCCCUUCGUGGCCUACCGGCUCAACCCUCCUCACCCUAGCCGAUAGAAGGAAAAGUUUUGAAUCGAGCCAAUCUGCGCUUCUUUUUAAUGGCUUUUUCAUCGCCAAAGAAACGGGGACGUACACACUCACAAGCUUGGCCGACGCCAUCGACAACUGGGGCUACCUCUGGGUAGGCGACGUCGCGUAUAGCGAUUGGAAUGACGAUAACACGGCUUUCAAAGCAAGCAGGACGGGAGCAGGCAAUUUUGGUGGCUCCUACUCUGUGACUCUGAGCAAGGGAGACGCCAUUCCUCUGACGUGGCUGUGGGCAUAUGGUGGCUCUGUUGCACAGAGCUAUUUGUCCAUCACGACGCCUGGUGGGGUGACCACCACAGAUACUACUGGCUAUCUUGUUCAGGCUUGUGGUGCAGACGUUUUCACUUAG
This is a messenger RNA of Ilyonectria robusta, 1146 nucleotides long. RefSeq names its product GLEYA domain-containing protein. The coding region runs from base 1 to 1146 and encodes 381 amino acids. The transcript is spliced from 3 exons. NCBI's taxonomy places the organism in Eukaryota, Fungi, Ascomycota, Sordariomycetes, Hypocreales, Nectriaceae. The record is from RefSeq and is a predicted model, not a curated record.